CCUACCAUUUACUGUCUACUGCCUUUGUUGAGUAGAUGGUGCUGUAUUGCUCAGUCACCAGGGUAGGUGGCGCUGUAGGCCAGCAGAGUAGGAACAGCCUGUUCAGUCACGUUGUCCUAGUAAUGCUCGUUGACUGGUGUGAGACAGGCACAACCAUUGACAGUAUCAGGACAGGACGACUGGCUAACAGGACACUUGACAAUAGUUGUAGAAACUGUACAAUAGCCAGUUUAAGCGGUAUCAUAAGUGAGCCCGUCGGUGCCAGUGUUUGGGCUCUUGGAGCUGUUUUUAAGUGUGUCCGUCGGUGUUUAGCUACCUUGAGUUAGCCAACAAGGUACAGGGAGCUAACCUGUUAUACCAGUUAAAGUUACAGUAACAUAGUUAACAUUAUAUAUGACAUAAAUACCAUGUGAAAACACCUUAUCUGGCCUUUUCUCCGAGGAGCUUCCUAUCUAACGUAGGUCAUACAUUAAAAUGCAUAUACAGAUAAACAUUAAUAGUUCAGUGCUAACAGUUAGUGAAUCCCAUUGAAACCAGUGACACAGUGAACAUGUAUGUUAUUCUCUAACAGUCUGAUUCAUGGGCCGAUUGAAGAAAGUCACAGUUUUAAGUGCAUUUUGUCGUUAUUUGUCACUCUUUUUAAAGAAGCUGUUGAACUUUGUCACAAUGCGUCGACUUUUAACAAGAGUCAUAAACCGAGUUUUGCUGGGUGAGCUGUUCACACCAGCGAUGGGUAUAGAGGAACAAAUACACACAGAAGGCCGCCGAAGGCUGGUGGUCGGGCUGGGUAACCCAGGGAUGGAGGGUACCAGACACAGCGUCGGCAUGGCGGUGCUCGGCGCGCUCGCCACCCGGCUCAGCGUGGAUGACCGUUGGCGCCGGCAGAAACACAUUUCUGGACUGCUGAUGGAUGAAACUGAUUCCACAUUUAAUGUUUCCUCUAAAGUAUCUGUUUGUUCUCCUCUAGCUCGUAAAUAUAGCAUCAAGCCUGAAGACAUCCUGCUGGUCCACGAUGAACUGGACAAACCUCUGGGGAAAAUCACCAUCAAACAUGGAGGAAGCGCCAGAGGUCAUAAUGGAGUCCGCUCCUGUGUAGACUGUCUUCAGACUGAUGUGAUGCCCAGACUUCUGGUCGGGAUCGGCCGUCCGACAGGGAAGACACCAGUGGACCGUCACGUCCUGGGCAAGUUCUCCUCAGAUGAGAAGAAAGUUCUGGACUCUGUUCUAGUCCAGAGCGUGGACCUCCUCCUCAAACAGCUCUCUGAGCAAGACUCCCAACAGGACCCCCAGUCCCCCUCCUCACCAGCAGGGGGCAGACGCGCAGCACAGAAGAGGAAGGAGCCCUCGGCCUCUCCAGCUGAGGACUCUGCUGCUGCUCAGAGCUGAAGCUCAAAGUUUCUGAACUCAGGCAGAAAGAGAAAUCAUGAACCUUUGCAGAGAGAUUAUUUAUUGAGAAUCAAGAGGGAACGCUUUGACAAGAAGGAAAUGCUUUCUAAAACAAAGCACUCAUAAAUGUAUAUAUUUGACAGCUGAGGGGGUUGAGACAAGCAUUGGGAUUGAUGAGAGAAUAUUAUACAGUAAGUGAUGUUACGCUGUCAGUGCAACAGAGGAUGAUACUGGACAGAGACCUGCAGAAAGACUCAAGCAGGCAUGAUGCAUAUAUGA
This is a messenger RNA of Morone saxatilis (striped sea-bass), 1665 nucleotides long. It is a transcript of the gene ptrh1, whose product is annotated as peptidyl-tRNA hydrolase 1 homolog. The transcript has 5 exons. NCBI's taxonomy places the organism in Eukaryota, Metazoa, Chordata, Actinopteri, Moronidae. Gene Ontology annotation, molecular function: peptidyl-tRNA hydrolase activity. The record is from RefSeq and is a predicted model, not a curated record. The coding region runs from base 580 to 1386 and encodes 268 amino acids.